AUGGCAAGGAAAUUGAGGCCAUAUACUUUGCUUCUGAGUCUGGAGGAGUCAAAUGCCGCAGAGUUGAAUUCUAUUAGAGCCAUCAUCAAAUGUGUAGAAGAUCACCGACUCGAGCCAGAGUUCUCUCUUGAUAGUUUACGCAAACGAGCUAGUCAGCUGGAGACAGCUAAAGCAGAAAAGAAAAAGAGUUCAGCAUCCACCACCAAGCCUCAAAACAAACGAAGCCAUGGUGCUGUUGUUGGCCGAAGCGGUGGACCUCUUUUCCGUCCUGCCAAAGCUGCUAAGUUUUCAAAUGCUUAUCCGUCUUUUGCUCGCAGAAAUGCAGGUCCACCCAUGCAGCAUGGGCCUGCCGGGAGAUACGCGGCACCAUAUACCUAUCCUGGCCAGAGUGUAUAUGAAGGUGCAAGUACCUAUGCAUCCACAUAUGGUGGGACCCCCUCACAAAGUCCUGCUGCAAUUUCUCAACAACAUUACUCGGUACCUGUUGAAAAUGUGAGCACAACUGCCCCUGGGUACCGGGUUGGUGGUUCUUAUGGCGGCCAAGCUAGCUAUGGUUCGUAUGAUUAUGGCUCUGCCGCUCCAGCCACCUACCAACCACCACCAUAUGGUCAAUAG
Molecule: messenger RNA, 615 nt
Organism: Carica papaya (papaya)
Lineage: Eukaryota; Viridiplantae; Streptophyta; Magnoliopsida; Brassicales; Caricaceae
Source: RefSeq, a predicted model, not a curated record